UUCAGCACGCACACAGAAUGACAUGGUCGUACCACUGGAGAGCUGGACCUUGCACCGAUUCUUUAUUUGAUCACACAUUGGAUCGGAGCGGUCGAUGUAAAAAUGCUAAGUCUGAGGAUGUUUAACUUUUGAUUCAACAAACACUCUGCAAAGAGCCGUGCACAGAGGAGAGAAAAACAGACGGACAGAGAUGGAGACAAGCCCAGUGCCUCCAAAGCCCCCGAGACUGGUGGUGGAAGAAGAAAAUGCUCUGGUAUCCCAGGUGCUGGAGAUCAUCGGUGGCAUCACUCUCGAGGCCCUGCAGACCCUGGAUCAGCCCGAGGAGAGAGACGUGUGGUCGACGGAGGAGGGAGAUGACUCUGUGUUCUACAGCGACGAGGACCAAACUCAUCCGAAUACGAAAGACGACACAUCUUGUGAUUUUGGUGCAAAUGAAGCAGCUGAAGAACCCGUCCCACAGACGGAGGGCGAUCGAGGAGCAGACGUCUCCAGUGACAAAGAGAAUUCAGAGAUGGAGAUGGAAGCGUCGUCGCAGUUCAUCCUGGCAGAUCAAGUAGAGGAACGCCAAGAGCUCCAGAUGUGUGAAACUGAACAUAUGCAUCAGUCAGAUUCUCCAGAUCCUGGAGCAGAAGCUGGUCCAGGAUCUGGACACUUGGCGGGCACCAGUGGAGAAUCUCUGCUACCGAAUGCAGAUAUAGAAACACAGGCUGGACAGAAUGGAUCACCAGACACAGCAAAUCUACAAGUUGAGGAGGAACGAGUGCUCGGGGCUCAGACACCAAACCUUGAACCUAUGGCUGUAACUAACGAGGAGAGUUCUACGAGGCAGAACGUGGAGACAGAAGUCCCAAAAGAGACGCCCAGCGCCGAACUCCAGAUAUCAGUCGACAGACAAAUGAAGGUGGACCAGCAGCCAGAGCAGGGCUGCGACUUGCAUGCUCCCGUGGGGUUUCACCGGGGCUGCAGUCCGGGCUACUCCACCCUGCCACUGCCGAAGAAAUCCAGCGGCAGCGCCGGUAACCAGAGAUCCUUCGAUCACCUCACCACCACCUCCACGUACAGCACUGUGUCCUACCGCAAGAUCCGCAGAGGCAACACCCGCCAGAGGAUAGAGGAGUUUGAGUACAUGAUAAUGCAUUUAUGAGGUGGAACCCCCUCCCCACUGCUGGACAUGAACCAGAAUAAAAGUUUUCAUAUUCAUUAGCUCUAAAACUUACUUGUAGAAGGUAUUGAAAAAUCUUUUAUAUAAAUCUGCAGGUGUCACAAACAUAACAAGCAAGAUUUCUAAACGAACCGUUUCCUGUUUCUAUCUGUUGUGUUGCCUCCUAAUUGGAGAGGAAAGAGUCAUCUCAUAUCCAAGAGGAACUUUUGGUUCUUCUUUUGGGUUCAGCCUGAAAACAUCAUUACGUAAGGCAGGUAUUUGAACAGCAGAUUACUCCGAUAAGAAGCUCUGAGAUUUAUAAUCCUACUAGCUAUAACAACCGAGAUGUUGUUUGGUAUAAGAGCUUGAGCAUCUGAACCCCUGGGGAGAGAGACUCUGGAGUAGUGAAACUAUUAGGGUGAGUAUUGUUGAGUGAUUAAUUACACAUACAUGCUUAAUCCACUCAGCCUCAUGGCUAGUGGAGAAGAAAAUAACCCCAAAAAUAAAGAGAUACAUGCUUGAAAUCUU
This is a messenger RNA of Scophthalmus maximus (turbot), 1669 nucleotides long. RefSeq lists its product as uncharacterized. Gene Ontology annotation, biological process: actin filament organization; regulation of cell shape. Bases 191 to 1144 code for a protein of 317 amino acids. The record is from RefSeq and is a predicted model, not a curated record. The transcript has 2 exons. Gene Ontology annotation, molecular function: actin filament binding. Lineage: Eukaryota; Metazoa; Chordata; Actinopteri; Pleuronectiformes; Scophthalmidae.